Messenger RNA from Trichoderma asperellum CBS 433.97, 1044 nucleotides. The record is from RefSeq and is a predicted model, not a curated record. NCBI's taxonomy places the organism in Eukaryota, Fungi, Ascomycota, Sordariomycetes, Hypocreales, Hypocreaceae.
AUUUUUCUUCCCCUUUGUUUUUCAGCUUUUCUCUACCUCUUAAGCUCACCGCUUUACAACAAAUACAUAUAUCAUUAUGGCUCAUUUUUCUCUGCAGCUUUUACCUGAAUGGGUACCACAGAGUAAAAGUUUUGUGAGCUGGCCUAGCUUGCAAGGUAUUCUCGGAGAUGACUAUGAGAAGCUGGCAAAUGCCACGACAGAAAUAUCGGUAGUCGCUGAAGGCAUUGCCCAUUUUCAACCUGUGACCGUCUUAAUACCUGGUCACGAGCGCUAUAAAGAAGCUGAAGAGUACUUUGCCAACAUUGAAACCCCGUUCCCAAUUACUCUUCAUCAGACCGAGGAAAAGGAGAUGGAUAUCUGGCUGAAAGAUUUUGCUCCCGGUUUUGCUACCAGGCAGGGCUUUAGAGGAGGUCAUAGCCUCGUUGGUCUUGAUUGGAGUAUUAACGGCUAUGGUGCCAAGUAUCACACGACUGUGAUUGAAUUUUUAACAAGGAGAGAUCUACAGCAUUUCCAUAUCGAGCGAAUUGAGACCUCGAUUGUAGCUGAAGGUGGAGUUUUCGAAACUGACGGCGAUGGAACCCUUCUUGUUACAGAGAGUUCGAUUACUAAAGAUGAUAUAAACCCAGGAAGAUCUCGCGAAUAUAUCGAUAUUGAGCUUCAACGCACUCUCAAUGUGGAUAAGAUCAUCUGGAUCCCUGGCAGAAAGGGCAUUGAUUCAAUCGACGGCCAUAUCGAUGCUCUUGUUCGGUUUAUAAGGCCUGGCGUUCUGAUCACCAACAAGCCGAAUGAGACCAAAGAAGGUGAAAGGACUACCGUCUAUAGAGAAGCUCUUGAAAUCUUAAGCGUGACAACCGACGCAAAAGGCCGUCUGUUUGAAGUCAUUGGGGUGGAGGAGCCUGAUCCAGAGACUAUCCCUCCUGGGGAUGGUUUCGAAGACUAUCGUGCUCAAUUGGCGAACCAAAGCAUGAUGCAGCAGCCGUUUGUGUAAUGCAAUCACUUUUUGGCAAUGAGAGGGGCAUUUUCCCCGUACUGAUUGAAGAUUUG